AUGUCUCCGACAAGCAUCCUCCUCUUCCACCUUUACACCACCUGCUGCUUCCUCUUCUCCUACAAUGUUGUAGCGGAAUCCGCUGCCUCCGUCUUCUCCUUCAGCUUCGACUUCUCCAACGGAUCCAUCUACCGCUCAGAUGACCUCCUGUUCGAGGGCAACGCCAGCCUCAACGGUAAGCUAGUCGACCUCACAUGUAACACAGAGGGCGAGUCCAGGCAAGGUUGCCAGGGGCGGAUGUCCUACAAUCACCCGGUGCCCUUCUACGACGCCCGCACUCGUGAGGUGGCGAGCUUUUCCACACGUUUCAACUUCAUGAUUAAGGGCUUCAAUCAGUCCAUUGCAGCCGAUGGCAUGGCUUUCUUUCUCUCCAGUUUCCCAUCCGUGUUGCCGCUGGACGCUGGCGGGAGCACCCUCGGCCUCCAUGGUGGAGACGGGAUGAACGCCAAGGGCGCUGACCGGAUCAUCGCCGUCGAGUUCGACAAAUUCAGAAACUACUUUGACCCCUCAUCCGAUCACAUAGCCAUCGACAUCAACACUGUUAAAGCCUCAGCCAACACUACAACCUUGCCCAACGGCAGUCUCAGAGGCGCCAUGACGGCGACCAUCACUUUCAACAGCACCACUCGCAUGCUACUGGCCACUCUUCAGUUUGAUGACAAUCCUUCUCUUGGCCCCGUGCAAGUCAGCACGGAGUUACCUGAUCCCGUCACAGAUUUGCUCCCGUCCGAGGUGGCGGUGGGGUUUUCUGCGGCCACCGGAAGAUAUUUCGAGCUUCAUCGGAUUAUCUCCUGGUCCUUCAACUCAACACUUCCUUUCAAACAACAAGAAAAUCGGAAACAGCUGAUUAUUGGCGGAGCCCCUGUGUCCAUCAUAGUCUUGGUUGGGAUUUUCCUGGUUUGGUACAUUCUGUCAUAUUUCAGGUGGUGCCGCACACGCGAUUCCUUCUCGUCGGGAACAACCGUUAAGAGAUUUGAGUACAGCGAUUUGUGCGACGCGACAAGCAGAUUCUCCAAGGAAAGCGUACUUGGAGAGGGUGCCUUUGGCACAGUAUAUAAGGGAAGGUAUACAGACGACAACGGCAAUACUCAAGACGUGGCUGUGAAGAAGAAAAAAAAGACUACAGUUGAAAUUGAGGAUUUCCUGGCCGAGCUGAGGAUAAUUAGUGAAACGAGGCACAUGAAUCUAGUCGAGCUGAAAGGGUGGUGUUGUAGCAGAAACAUAUGGGACUUGUUUGAUUUUAUGUGUUGGUGCAGGAAACAAAAGGUUAACCUCUUUCUUGUCUAUGAAUUGGUGCCGAAUGGUACCCUUGAGGACCACCUACACCACAGGGAGGAAAUUCUACCAUGGGAAAAGAGGUAUCAAAUUGUAAAGGGCAUAGGGUCUGCACUACGUUAUCUUCACCAUGAAUGCAAUAUAUCCAUCCUGCACAGAGAUAUCAAGCCAGGCAACAUACUGCUGGAUUUAGAUUUCACUGCCAAGCUCGCUGACUUUGGGCUAUCCAGGACCUUCGCCAGCAAAAAUGAUACAACACUGGUUACAACUGCAAUAGGGACAGUGGGAUACAUUGAUCCGGAGUGCAUGAAAAAUGGGGAUGUCAAGUUCCAGCGUAAGUCCGACGUCUACAGCUUUGGAAUUGUUCUGUUAGAGAUUGCAUGUAGAAAGACAAGGGAGGAAGUCUUGGAGCGUUACAGAAGCAAGGCUGAACCCAGUAUGGUGGAGGCCGCUGAUGAGAAACUAAAUGGUGCCUUCGACGAGACGCAGAUGGAGCGUGUAAUUGUGUUGGGCCUCAAGUGCUCUGACCCACAGGGGAAACAACGUCCUUUCAUGCUGGAUGCAAUGAAAUUUCUGGAGGACGGCAUAGAGUUGCCUGCAAUAACAGAAAUACAGUGA
This is a messenger RNA of Lolium rigidum, 1893 nucleotides long. Its product is annotated as probable L-type lectin-domain containing receptor kinase S.7. The transcript is spliced from 3 exons. Lineage: Eukaryota; Viridiplantae; Streptophyta; Magnoliopsida; Poales; Poaceae. Gene Ontology annotation, cellular component: plasma membrane. The record is from RefSeq and is a predicted model, not a curated record. Gene Ontology annotation, molecular function: protein kinase activity; ATP binding; carbohydrate binding. The coding region runs from base 1 to 1893 and encodes 630 amino acids. Gene Ontology annotation, biological process: protein phosphorylation.